AUGGUGACCAAGCCGGCACCCGCACCUCAAUUCAAGACACUACUCGGCCUGAAGAGUGCAGUUUGGUGGUUCAUGGCGAUCAAUCGCAGGAUGAGAAACACUGGCAAUCUUGGUGCUCUCUCUAGCAUGCAUUCUGUAUUGACUGGUGCGUAUUUAGCGCAUCCAUCCGCCCGCAACGCUUGUACUGCUACUCAGGCUACCCUUGACGCCACAGCUAUGUCGAAGGUCCUGGUCAAGGGAGGCAAGUUCGAUACCGGCACUCUUCGAGCAAAACGCCGAAGUCUAAAGGCCCGAGGCAUGAAUAGGCCGCAGUGGUGUCGUAGUCGAUGGUGGAGAAGGCUCAGCCGACAGUGCCAUGUCGUCAACUACACAUCCGUUGGCGUCAUUUGCGGUGGUUCGCGACUGAGACGGCUCAUCGGGCUUGAUAGCUCAAGCCAUCGGCAACUCCUCACAUCGACACCGUUCACGGUUCUCCUGCGAUCUGCUCUUCCAACUUUUGCAUCCGUGCCGACCGGGAAAGUCACGUGUUUCCGCGUUGCCGACCUCCACGGAUGCAACUCGGGGGCAUCGCCGUUAUUACAUGACACUGCACAGUCCACAAUCAUAGUAGACUUUCUUCCUCCCGCUAUGCAGUCUGUACCGGAUCCUGUAGGAAUCACGUCUGACCAUCCUGAUCAGGUUUCCAUCAUAGUUGUUUUUCCCGUCGCACACGGGACAGGUAUUGGCCAUAGCAUCAAUCGGUCCGCCGACAGUGAACGGGAGGAUCUUCGUGCCCGUGAACAUUUGGCAUUUAUAAAAUCCAGCGUCCUUAUCACAUGGUUGACCGAUAGUGAUCCAUCGAUGGUCGCAGGUGGGGGAUUUAAAAUAAACGGUGCGGCACAUGGCUAUGCUAAGCCUGUGAGGAAGGAUGCGCACCACGUUGCCCUCUGCUCGGAAAUGAAGGAGGUGGAAGAAAACGAGUAUUAG
This is a messenger RNA of Coccidioides immitis RS, 966 nucleotides long. RefSeq lists its product as uncharacterized. Lineage: Eukaryota; Fungi; Ascomycota; Eurotiomycetes; Onygenales; Onygenaceae. Bases 1 to 966 code for a protein of 321 amino acids. The record is from RefSeq and is a predicted model, not a curated record. The transcript is spliced from 4 exons.